GUAGAGAAGCCACUCCGCAGGGGACCGCCGGCAUGGCUUCGCAGAUAACAUGGCUGUUGUUCUCUGCGUUAUUACUGGUCUCCCACUCCUCGGGUCUACCUGACAGCGCCGGCGUGGCGCCGCUGCCCGGGCCGGGACUCUCAUACGGUGGCAUUCCCUACGGGAGUGUGAGCGGGAACGUAGCGGAGUACUUCAAACGGCAGGCGACAUCUAGCGGGCAGCCGCAACAACUCGCGCCUUACUCCGAAGUCGACUUCGCGCCGAUUGAACAAUAUCUGUGA
This is a messenger RNA of Amyelois transitella, 281 nucleotides long. RefSeq lists its product as uncharacterized. The record is from RefSeq and is a predicted model, not a curated record. The coding region runs from base 33 to 281 and encodes 82 amino acids. The transcript is spliced from 3 exons. Lineage: Eukaryota; Metazoa; Arthropoda; Insecta; Lepidoptera; Pyralidae.